Labrus mixtus (cuckoo wrasse) is the source of this 2034-nucleotide messenger RNA. RefSeq names its product sodium- and chloride-dependent GABA transporter ine. Bases 83 to 1825 code for a protein of 580 amino acids. The record is from RefSeq and is a predicted model, not a curated record. Gene Ontology annotation, cellular component: membrane. NCBI's taxonomy places the organism in Eukaryota, Metazoa, Chordata, Actinopteri, Labriformes, Labridae. Gene Ontology annotation, biological process: sodium ion transmembrane transport. The transcript has 13 exons.
CCCAGUGUCGCUUCAAUCCCAGUCAACCUUUCCAUGAAGUCGGGGCCCAGACGAGUGACAGGUGACACAGCAGGGAGCCAACAUGGAGCCGCAGCAGCUCAGCAGACCGACAUGGAGCAGGCAGAUAGAGUUCACGCUGGCCGGCAUCGGCUGUGCAGUGGGUCUGGGCAACGUUUGGAGGUUCCCUUAUCUCUGCUACAGGAGCGGAGGAGGUGCCUUCCUGGUGCCCUACCUGUUGAUGCUGGUGGUGUUGGGGAUCCCUCUGCUGUACAUGGAGCUGACUGUGGGUCAGUACACCAGGAGAGGACCGGUCCAUGCCCUGGCUAUUGUCUGCCCCCUCUUAAAAGGUGUGGGUUUAGCAUCAGUGGCCAUCUCCUUCAUAAUGUGCACCUACUACAACAUCGUCAUCACCUGGGCCCUCUAUUACCUCUUCAGCUCCUUCCAGGCGCCGCUGCCUUGGCAGAACUGCAACAACACCUGGAACACUCCAAACUGUACCAACCACGCCACCAACAGCAGCUACUCCUCCACUGCCAGCCAGGAGUUCUUCAGAUAUAAGAUGCUGGAGCAAACGAGUGGAGUCGAGGAAACAGGACAGAUGCGUUGGGAGCUUUUCCUCAUUCUUAUUCUUGCUUGGAUCCUCAUCUAUCUUUGCAUCUUUAAGGGGGUGAAAUCAACAGGCAAGGUCGUGUACGUCACAGCUCUGUUCCCGUAUCUUAUCCUGGUUGCACUGCUGAUCAAUAAUGCGCAGCUUCCAGGAGCUAGAAAUGGAAUAAUAUUCUUCAUCGUGCCUGAAUGGGAGAAGCUGCUCUCCGUGGAGGUUUGGGUGAAUGCAGCCGCUCAGAUCUUUAACUCCAUCGGGAUUGGAUUCGGCUCCCUCCUGGCCAUGUCCAGCUACAACUCCUUCAACAACAAUGUUCUGAAGGAUACUCUGACCAUUGCCAUCAUCAACUCCCUCACCAGCAUCCUGGCAGGAUUUGUAAUUUUCUCUGCGUUCGGAUACAUGUCUCAUCUGCAGGGCAUCGCUAUCAAAGAUCUGGCUGUGGAUGGUCCAGGAUUGGUUUUUGUUGUUUACCCACAAGCCUUUGCCAACAUGCCGGUGUCUCAGCUGUGGGCGGUGAUGUUCUUCUUCAUGCUGCUGUGCCUGGGACUGGACAGCGAGUUUGCGAUGGUGGAAGUGAUGGUGACCAGUCUCAUGGACGAGUUUUAUCAAAGCCUGAUUCACAUUUUCAAGCGUAAGGAGCUCUUUGUUUUGGCUGUUUGCGGUGCAGCUUGUCUUCUGGGAAUUCCUCUCGUCAUGCAGGUGGGGAUCUAUGUUUUUCAGCUGAUGGACCAUUACACCGCCAUUGUGUCCAUCAUGUUUCUGGCAUUCUUUGAGAUUCUCGCCAUCUGCUGGUUUUAUGGAGCGAAUCGACUCUCCAGUAACCUGAAAGAGAUGACUGGACAAGGAGCCAACAUCUUCUUCAUGGGCUGCUGGCUGAUCGUUGCUCCUGUGCUCAUCACUGUGAUCCUCAUUUUCUCCGUCAUUCAGUUCAAACCGGCGCGCUAUGAGGACUACGUGUUCCCUCCCUGGGCUCAGGGGGUCGGCUGGUUCAUUGCCAUGGCUUCCAUCAUCUGGAUUCCUUUGGGUGCCAUCCACACACUGUGGGUGCUGCCUGGAUCAUUAAUGCAGAAACUGAAGCUGUCCAUCACACCCUACGCGCUGAAUGAAAAGCAAAAGAUGCCGUACUAUGAGCGGGGAGGAAUCACUGCAAACCCCGGUUUAUCCAUCAUCAGCUCCAACAUCAGUGUUCCUGAGAAGCCUCCUGCUGAGACAAACUUCUGAUACCUCAUAACGCUCUCCGAGAGUCAUCUCCAGUUAAAAUAUUUUAUUGUUGUGAACAUGAUUCGUGUCUGACCAACACUGUGACUCACUGUAUGCUCAUCGGAGGCUUUUACUUUGAAAAGUGCACCAUCUUCAGGUUGUGUCUGUUAAUGCAUCUGUUUCAUAACUUUUAGCCCUAUGUUGAAUAAACUCUGAUAUCUUACAACUUC